Molecule: messenger RNA, 2842 nt
Organism: Somion occarium
Lineage: Eukaryota; Fungi; Basidiomycota; Agaricomycetes; Polyporales; Cerrenaceae
Source: the annotation of a GenBank genome assembly
CAUCCCUUCUUACCGACUACUUUCACCGUUUUGACUUCUGCAAUGUCCAGGGAGGCCCAGAAUACCCUUUGCAGCGUGUACAUGUGUUCUGAUUGAUUUUUGUCAGUGCACGCUAUCUCACUGGAAGCAGCUGACUGUAUGUCUGUUGGGGAAGAGGGUUACUCGUACCCGAGGCGUCACUCACGUACGGUGAACCUCACACCGUCCAGCAUUGUCAGCCAUUAUGAUCCUGUCAUACUGGCUCCGAAUUCUGGUGCCAUGUCAGCGUAACGCCACUGUACCUUCGCCAGGUACUCUAGAGAGAAUGUCACAUAGGCGUAUCGCUUGCACCUAAUGAUUCACUUCCCCGCGGUCCCCCCAAACCUCACUUGGAGUCGGACGUCUAUUCGAGAGCCGGACCCGAUGUCACGGCCGGCACUCCUGUGUCUUUUCUUAGACAGAUUUUGACGCAGCUCGUUUAACACCUGAAGAAUAUAUAGGUAGACCCAUCUCAACUCAAGCCCCGCGAGUGUUAGCUGUAGGUUAAAUCAACGCAAGCCAAGAUAUCAGACCCUGACGUAUGUCACGGGCCUGCACGUUGUCUGGUGCCCUUCAAUGCGGCGAAAUUACCGAUAGCCCACCGAUCCUUUCUUCUCCUGAAUCCCUUUAUUCCCACCUGCGGCGUUGACUGUCCGUGGGAUUAGUUCUGAAAUAGCUCCCUGCUCGAUCAGGUUCUUCGAAUCUGUCGAGACGCGGUCCAUGAUACAUGACUAGUACGACUUCAUGCAGUGAUUCUUCGGUUCAUGUGCGGCCGUCCGUCAACUGUCCGUUGUAUUCGCCCCUUGCCGAACGCUCCGAAAUGAACUGAGACAGCGGUGGGUAGCUUGUGUUGAUCGUGUGGUGGGUACCUUGUACUCUUUCUUUUAUUCAGUGACAUGAAGUCAAGGCCCAUGGCACCCUUGCUUUUACCUACCCACUCUGUGUCUUGGUCCUGUCUGCCAAGAUGGCGUCCAUUAAAUUAGAACGACCUCUUCCUCCUACUCCUCCCCUUAGCGACGAUGAACAGUCACCUCGCUUGUUCUGUCAUCUCCCCGACGUUCUCAGCAAGCUCUCGAACCCUCAACUGCGAUAUGAACGCAAGAUGGGGGAUACCGAGCUAUCUUAUUUCCUGCCUUCCCGUCAGUCCGGAGUGAAUGAUAUGUAUCUUCAUUUGGGAUUCCGUGCUGCUGAGCAAUUCGUCAGGCGUUCUCGAGUUGCAACAGUAUGGGCUAUACUGCGCCUCAGACACCCGUUGCUCGCAGCAACCGUCGAGAUGCACGACUAUGAUGAUGUUCGAUUCGUAUAUUCCGCACCAACAAAUGUUGACGAUGCUCUUGCCGACGCGAACUCAAACCUGGAAUACAGAGAUCAUUCCAAGGAUGUUCUGAUUGAUUCGUACUUGAAUGGUCCCCGAACACUCUCGAAUUCGCGGCUGUCGUAUCUCAUCGUCUCUUCUCCAUCGUCUCAUUCCAUCCCGACACCACCUCUCACGCCUACUUCUGCCGAGGAGUUAGCAACUGAUUUGCAACCUGCCGUCGAACGCCCCGAAGACAAGCAACAUGAUAUUCUUAUUUGUGCAAUGCACUUCUUGGGCGACGGAAUGGCUCUCCAUGCCUUUGCAAAUGAUUUCUUCGGCUUGCUCGGAAGUGAGAAAUCAGACUCUGAGCUGAAGCUCCAACUGGUCGACGAAUGGGAGAUGCGUUGGGGUAGUCCUGCUCACGAUACUUCAAUUCUGCCGAGAUCUUUAGAGGAGAAUAUGCCCGUCAAGUGGACCAGGAUACGUCGGGCGGCGGCCCGUGUAGACUUCUUGAUGUCCCAAGAGGAGCUCGUAGGCGGGCAAGUUUUCCCGCGCCGCAAGCACCCAGAGCGUCACACUGUCGUUCCCACUGUGUCAUUCCCUACAGACCGCACCAAAGCAAUGCUCAAGAAAUGUAAAUCGAAUGGCGUUUCAAUAUCGGCAGCACUAUUUGCAGUCUGCAAUGUCGCUUGGGCGCGAAUGGGUGGUGGGCGGAAAGAACUCCCCAUCAUGAUGUAUUCGGCUUUGAACCUGCGACCGUAUUUCACUGUAAAGCAGCCUUCGCCCUGGGACUCCUACUGGUUCCUCGCUAUCGGAUAUUUCAACGUGAUCCUCCCGAAUUUCCUCCCUCAGGAUGGGGACAAGGUGGAGGCGAUCUUUUGGCAUCGUGCACGGCAAGCGAAGGAACAGAGCACUGUGGCCGCCAAACACCCCCUGGUUGUUUCCAGAACUCACGAAAUGGCGAGAGAGAGGGGCAAACGGGCGAGGCGCUGGGGGAAAGAAGAUGAUGAGAAGGAGAAAGGAACAUGGACACCUCCAUGUCCCCCUUCCACCUCAUCGCCGCCUCUUGAGCCCGUCCUUCCUGCGCGUGCUGAAUCAUCGUCGACCGCUCUUCUGGGUCUAUCGCUACUUGGUAACUUGGACGGGAUAUACAAGCAUGCCAACUUUCCAUCCAUUCGAAUGCACACUUUGACUACCGGGUCCCGACAACGUCAUGGGGCCAUGCUGUUGUUCGGUUAUACCUUCGCUGGGAAGCUAUGGGUCAGUUUAGGUUACGAUGAGAAUGGUUUUGCAGGUGAUGUGGUUGAUAGUUUCUGGGCCGAACUUAUUGGAUGCAUGGAAGAGUUCCUCGGGUAGAUAGGCAAUGACUCACCAGGAUACCAAUAUGGGUUAUUUGGACUUUUUUUUCGGACAAUAGAUAUGGACCUUGUUGUUGUACUUGUGAUAAAUAUCUGUACAAUAGACUGAUUCCCUCGUAUCCUUCUAUCUAACUUCGUGCGCCGUGCGUAGCUGAAUAGGAUUCCUUUG